UCCCCCCCCCCGCUAUCCCGGAAGAAGGUGGAGCUGCAGCUUCACCUGGUGGGGGAGGGGCGGGGGAAGCCGAACUCAGGGCAGCAGAUUUCAUCCGACCAUAGAUGAAGUAAACACAUUCCAGGGAAAGCAUGGCCAUCUACAGCUGUAACAUAUUCCUUGGAGUAGCUAGGACCAGAGGGUCAUCAUGCCUACUUGUACACUCCUGUUGUUCCCUGUUCUCCUCGUCAGCUGCACUUGCUCAACUGUUGGAUUUCCACCAUAACGGAACAUUCCUGAAGGACUCCGAAAGCCACCAGCUCCUCUCCAGUUCACCGCAGGGCAACGGUUGGCCUCACUUGCUCAUUAGACCGAUGCGGAUGUUUCGCACGUCAGCUUCUUGGCAUCAGGACAAACCUCGCCCUGAGCCAAGUACUGUAAAAACAGACCCUACUCCGGCCAGUCUUCCAGACAAAGCCACAGAGACUGUCAGGAGAUCUCUCUGGCAGAGGAUCGUGGAUGAACUGAGACAUUAUUACAACGGAUUCCACUUGCUUUGGAUCGACACGAAAGUAGCUGUCCGGAUGGUCUGGAGACUGUUACACGGCCAAAUCCUCACCAGGCGGGAGAGACGAAGGCUGAUGAGAACAUCAGCAGAUCUUUUUCGGUUGGUUCCUUUCUUGGUGUUCAUCAUAGUACCUUUCAUGGAAUUCCUGUUACCUGUAUUUCUUAAACUCUUUCCCGAGAUGUUGCCUUCAACCUUUGAAACGGAAUCGAAAAAGGAAGAAAAGCAGAGGAAGAAACUGAGUGCGAAGUUGGAGCUAGCCAAAUUCUUACAGGAGACGAUUGCAGAGCUGGCGAGAAGAAACAAAGCCAGCACAGGAGCAGCGACCCAGCUGUUCUCUUCCUACGUUCAGAAGGUUCGACAUAGCGGCCAACAACCCAGCACCCAGGAAAUUGUGCAGUUUUCCAAACUGUUUGAGGAUGAGCUGACGCUGGAACACUUGGAGCGGUCCCAGCUGGUCAUCCUUUGCAAACUGCUGGAGUUACAGCCCAUUGGCACCAACAAUCUCCUCCGCUUCCAGCUUUUGAUGAAGCUCAGAUCCAUUAAGGCUGACGACGAGAUGAUAGCCAAGGAAGGAGUGAAUGGCUUGAGCGUGUCUGAGCUCCAGAGUGCAUGCAGAGCAAGAGGAAUGAGGUCACUGGGCCUUACGGAGGACCAGCUCAAAGAGCAACUGAACCAGUGGCUGGAUUUGAACCUCAAAGAAAAAGUCCCUCCUUCUUUGCUGCUGCUUUCCCGUGCCUUGUACCUGACAGAUGUGAGUCCCAAACCGAUGAUGGUGAACACAACUAAGCCUCUGAAGAGUGAGGAUGCCGAAAUGGAUGAUGAUGAUGAUGAAGAAGAAGAAGGACAGGAGACCUUGUUGGAUUCUGCCCCCAACGUGCAGGAAAGGAAGAAUGAAGAAUUUAUAUUGCCUCCAAAAGACAAAUUAUCAGUUCCUGAAAUGUCAGUCAAGCCUCCUGUGGGAGAGACUAAAAUAGAAGCGCCCCGGAGCAGCAAAGCCAGUGCCAAUGGCGUCUAACUGGUUUCUCAUAAAAGAGCUGGACCCUCAGGGAGGGGGGGGAAAAAACCCCGGAAGCACUACCUUUGCAACGUGCAAAAUAUCGGCAGCUUUCAUCGCCCAUCUCCUUCGCAGACCCAGCCCCGCGAAAUCCGGUUCUCCGGACGCGACGACCGUCGAUCUCAGCCAGGUGAAAAACUCACUUUUGCAUCCCAGGGCGAAGAUUUGCAUCCGUGAGACAUCCGUGUAACUUAUUUUGUUUUGUAAAUAUGUACAUAAUCCGCAGACUGGGGUCUUCAAUCUUGUCAACUUUAAGACUUGUGGACUGCAACUCCCAGAAUUCCUCAGUCCUUGCUGGCUGAGGAAUUCUGGGAGUUGCAGUCCACAAGUCUUAAAGUCGACAAGGUUGGAGACCCCUGGACUAAACCAGUUGUAACUUAAUGCAAAACAGUUCCUGUGUAGGUGUACAAUUCCUUAAAACGUCUUUCGCGAUUAAUUUAAAUUUUAUAAGAAGGGGCCUCCUUACCACCUUGAGCCUUUUUUCCAUGAGAAAUUUAUAGGAAAUUGGCCUCCCCUUCCUUUCAGUAGACAAGGCUUGAAUUGAUCGACGGCCUGGUUCUUAAAAAAGACUUACUUAAAAGUAGGUCGCGGAGAAGGCCCUUCCAAAGGGUCUUGCGUAAAAUUGCACUCCCGCUUCUCAAAGUCAAAACGAGAAGAAUGAAAGAUGGACAGCAUCUUCCUCUUAGUACGCAAAUAAAAUGGAAACCAUCCGUGAUCCAUAUGGUUUCCUCCUGUCACGCUCAUUUUUACCCAUUGGUGAAAAGACCGCACACUCCAGUGUGUUUUCCUGUUGUUUCAAAAGGAGCAAAUGUUACACAAAACGCAAACAGAAUUGGACCAUAAACCUAUUUAAAUAGAGCAAGGAUCAAUUGAAGUAUGGAUUAAGUUAUCUAUAACUCACUCAGGCAGACUCUAUCAACAAUCCGAUUAUUUGUAAUUUUAUUGUCUUUGUUAAUUAAAUUGUGGGCGUUGAAUUAACCUGUAA
Pantherophis guttatus is the source of this 2586-nucleotide messenger RNA. It is a transcript of the gene LETM2, whose product is annotated as leucine zipper and EF-hand containing transmembrane protein 2. Lineage: Eukaryota; Metazoa; Chordata; Lepidosauria; Squamata; Colubridae. Gene Ontology annotation, cellular component: mitochondrial inner membrane. Gene Ontology annotation, molecular function: ribosome binding. The record is from RefSeq and is a predicted model, not a curated record. Gene Ontology annotation, biological process: intracellular monoatomic cation homeostasis.